AUGCUUAACCCACCACCUGUGGUGGCUAUGGUACGCCCUACUACUACAGGUCCCAAUGUCAAUGUCCCAUCAACAUGGCAGCAUCCAAUCCAACUCUCACAAUGUCCAAUCCAACUCUCACAAUCCUCUGGUUCAAACUAUCCAAGUCUGCCGUCCAGUUCUAAUCCGCAGGCUGUGGGCACCUGGGCCUCUGGUUACUCUUUGCACCAUGCUCAUUAUGGGUCUGAACGUGAGCGCUGGGUUAAGCUUUCAUAUGCUGUACCACCGGCACAGACCAUUUCUCUGGAAAUCUCAGCGGUCCAUGAGGGUGGGGUUAGGCGGAAGGGUAGUCAUGGCAUCACCAUUGGGAAUAUUUGCGAGGGCAUCAAAGAUAUUGACGCUCGUAUUGAUGCACCUGGACUUAUGACAAUCGCACUCAAUACCAUCCUGCCAAAGAUCCGGACCUUUUGUGCUGAUUUUGUUUGGUAUGACGACGAGUUUGUUGUGCGGGACGGCAAAUGGGUAGACCUCUCGACUCACCAAGCUGGACAACCUUUCUUCCUUGAUCAAUGUUUACAAGCGAGCCGCAAAGAUUCAAAGACAGUAAACUUCAAGACCAAACAAUUUGAAUUAAUGGUAGUUGCACCUCAAACACACUGGCUGGAAUAUGAAGACUGGGUGGAACGAGUUGCAGAGGAGGCUGCUACCAGCCAUACCACCAGCCAUACCACCAGCCAUACCACCAGCCGUACCACAUGGAAUGAUGCAAUCGAGGACACUACAGAUGCUCCGACUCAGACUCAUAUACAACCAACUGGCAUAUCUAAGCGGACUCAUGUGCGAACUGAGAGCAGUCGUAGUGCUUUGCCUCCAUCCCCGCCACGCAAAAAGAUUGCCCCGGUAGUUGUGUUCCACUCGCCUGACCGUGAUGACUUGAAAGCGGCCCUCAAAUCGGGUGGUACAGCAAAUCUCAAUGUAAAGAAAGUAUUCGAAAAACAGAAUGAAACCAUCCAUUUCUACCCCAUCCCUAAUCACCCUCUAGCGGAGAUCUUACGAAACAAGGAUUAUCGCUCAUUUAUGCUCGACACUGCCGAGUCUUGGGUUGGCCAGUUGAUGGUUGACAUAUCCCAUGACAGCACUAUUGGGAUGGGUGGGUUCAAGAUGGCCCAUCCAGGAUGGCUCACCCUCACUCCUCCUCCAGUUUCCGGGCUUGGUUCAGUUCCGCGUGACGAAAUCGUGGUCAAACGGCCCUUUCACAGAGUUUUGUCACAGGCUGGUGGGUCGACUGAAGCCUUCAAGAUCAGCAGGUUUCCCAUCGUAGAUGAAUUGCCAAAGCUUUUUCGAGAAGCCAACGUGCUAUACUGGGCAAGCUCCCUUUUACAACUUACAUACGACUUCAUCGACCAUCGCCUUGCUACAUCUUGUCCUCCUCCGUUCCCAGUUCCGCGAGUACGAUUUGUGCAAGCUGGCCUUGCAUUAGCGUUUGUGCAAGGUCAAGCAGUCAUAGCGGCUCCCUCUGUCAAACUGGGCUCAAAAAGCAUCAUGCCAGGGUCGAAGCCCUGCCCUAUUCGAGCAGCUUAUCUGCUCGAAGAACUCAUUGACGGCGGCGACGAUGCAUUUGUCAAAUUUAUUCAUAACAUGGACGCUGAUCCUUUGCUCGAUGAACUUGACUAUGGCUAUGAUUUAGCGGUAUUCUUCGCAUUCACUCAACAUGUUCAAUAUGUGAAGACCAGUGGUUUAGCAUUUAUAUCUGACUACCAAGGAAGCACUUCACUACUGACUGAUCCUCAGAUAUUGACGGACCCAUAUGAUAUUUUCGGUGAAGGAAACAUAGAAGUUGCGGUCACCAUGUUCGAGGCACAACAUGUCUGCAACGACUAUUGCGAAUGGGCUGGUUUGGAUAAGUUUCACUCAGCUGACUCGGUAGAUGAAAGUCGCGAUACUUAG
This is a messenger RNA of Suillus plorans, 1926 nucleotides long. RefSeq lists its product as uncharacterized. Gene Ontology annotation, molecular function: ATP binding; protein serine/threonine kinase activity. The transcript has 6 exons. Gene Ontology annotation, biological process: protein phosphorylation. Lineage: Eukaryota; Fungi; Basidiomycota; Agaricomycetes; Boletales; Suillaceae. The coding region runs from base 1 to 1926 and encodes 641 amino acids. The record is from RefSeq and is a predicted model, not a curated record.